AUGGAAGUGAUUGCGCAUUGCAAAGUUUAUCCGCUUUCAACGUUCUACAGGCCCGCGCAGGUUAGCAUCAACUGGAUUGCCAGGGAUAACUUUGGAAAUGUGGUUGAAGGUGGCGAAAGUGGGGACGGAAACGUAGGCGUGGGUGACGUGGGAUUUGUACAUCUCAUCGAACAUGACUUCAAGAUUUCCGAGUUCAAAGGCCGAAUGGCUCUGAGACUGGUCGAGCAGCUUCCCUCGCAAGCAUCCAUUCUAAUUGUCGAUGUCGUCGCGAGCUGGCGUAAAUGGCUCGACGCGCACGCGCACGUACGUGCGCGUGCGCACUAUUUGACUUCGCCGUCGCUCGCGCGGUUCGAAACGCUUAUUGCAUUUCUGAACCAAUUGAACGAAACUCCAGCUGACGCACUGCGUCGUUGCACGGUCCAGCAACCGCUGGAUAUGCAACUGGGCGCCAUUAUCAUCGACAACAUCUCGUACUAUGUACACGAUAGCGCAACCUACGAAAUACUGCUGAAAACUUUACGUCGGUUGCGCCAGAAUUACGGAUGUAUCGUGCUCACAACGGGCUACGGGCUCGAGUUUUACGACGGCGUCGAAAACUCGCAACGCCAGCCCAAUCAGACCCUGGACAUAGCCACGCGUCUACCAAUGUCGUACGUGAAGAACAUGGACUGUGUGCUGGUUCGUGACACUGCCACCACUGCUAGAGUCGUGUUCUCACAUACCGAACGCUAG
This is a messenger RNA of Lachancea mirantina, 732 nucleotides long. Lineage: Eukaryota; Fungi; Ascomycota; Saccharomycetes; Saccharomycetales; Saccharomycetaceae. The record is from the annotation of a GenBank genome assembly.